AUGAUAGAUUCUGAGGCAAAUGUGCCUUUGAAGCGAAAAAAUUCUAGGGAAGGAAUAACUCUGGAUUACUGUAAUCGACAUUCUCGAUUGCGUCGAAAUGAAGGCGAAGAUUCGACUACUUUUUUCUUCGAUUAUUCAACGUUUGUUUUUUUGAGGGAAAAUUGGGUUGUAAUUUUUUGAGAUUUUUUCAGAGAUAUGCCAAAUAUCGAAUCGAUAAAUUGGAGAGAACUUCGAAAAUUGGUAAGUAUUUUUAUACCUUUUUUUAAUUUAGGGUGGUUUUUUUUUAAACUGUAGCUCAAAGAUUUCAACGUAGACAUUCAAAAAGCUGGAAACAUUUCUCAAUAUCAUCGUCAUUUUUUUUUAUUUUGUUGAGUUUUGAACUUUUUUUUGGCACUUUUCCAAAUCCUGACUCUGAUCCCAUACUAUAAAAAUCAAUAUCCUGUUUUUUUUCAGAAAACAGGCAAUAAAUGGGGUGUUAUUCGACAUCCAUAUGUUCUGAAUUAUUUGAAUCAAAAAUUGAUUGAUUGUUCACUUUUUUACUUGUUACAUAUCAUUGGUAAGUCUAUAGAUUUUUAAUGGAAAAUAAAUAUUUUUUUCAGCAUUCUUCUCAUUCUUGUUGGUUUUGUCUUGGCAUAUUUUUGCGAGAACUCCUGCAAAAGAUUGGUUGGUUACUCUGUUUGUUGCUGUUUUUGGAUUGUUCUUGGUAUGUUUUAAUAGUAUUUUUCGGAAUCGCCUUAAAAAAUUUCAAGACAUCCCUCGUCAAUUCUUAUGAAAAAAUCAUAUUUCAUUUAUUUUUUCAGAUUCUCAAAGGAACUAUAAAAGCUCGAAUAAGUCAUUCGAUUUCAUUUUGGUUUGUUAUUGCUUUUUGUUUCAAUAUCAUCACUUAUCUGGCUACUUUGGCAUAUGUUUGGCUUCCAACAAUUUUCAAAUACGAUGAUUAUCAUCAAGAAGUCAAGGUAUUUGAAAUUUUCUUUUCCGCAAAAAACAUGAUCCAAAAAUUUUCAGAACAUCGUUAUUUGGUUUCUUCCGAUUAUUGCAAUUAUCUCAGCUUGGGCGAAUUUUUUGUAUAUUUUGAGAAAAUCACCAUUUGGUAUUUAUAUUUUCAUGAUGACUAGAAUUUUGAGAAGUUUUGGACAUGUAAGUGAAGUUGAAUUUUAGGCUCUGAACGGAAAAAGAGGGGUUUAGGAAAAAAGAGGAGUUAUGAAAAAAAGAGGGGUUUUCAAAAACUUGGUUUUUUAAAAGCUUGAAACGAUAUCCAAAAGUUAGUUUCAGAAGUUGCUUUUGUUCAGAAUUUCAAGCUUAAUCUGAUCCUUGCGCUUAAAUUUCAUGAAAAGUGAAAAUAUUCCCACAUUUGAGCGCAUAAAGUUUUGAAAACCUCUCUUUUCCGUCAAAACCCCUCUUUCUUUCGAAAACCCCUCUUUUUUUCUAAACCCCUCUUUUUUUCCUAAAACCCUCUUUUUCCGCUUAGAGCCGAAUUUUACUUAUUUAAAAACACUUUUGUAGAUCGCAACAAUUUGGAUUCCAACAUUAAUUGCUUUUUCAUUUGCAUUUCAUUUAAUAAUGCGAGAUACUGGAAUAAAACCUUGGUCAACAUUGGAUCAAGAUACAGCUAAUAUGACAAUGUUACAUAAAAUGCUUGUUAUUCUUCAAGCAGUUACAAAAACAAGUACAAUGAUGAUUGGAGAAGUUGAUGCAAAUGAUAUUCUUGAUACAAAUCAAUGGAUUCCAAGUAUUUUAGUAUUGACAUUCGAAAUUAUUACUGUUAUUUUAUUGAUGAAUUUGAUGGUUUCUUUGGCUGUUGGAGAUGUUAAUGAUUUGAAACAUACGGCACAGGAUAAACUAUUAAAAAUUAAGGUACGUAUUUUUAAUUUGAUUGUAAAUCUUUGAAUUUUAAUCCAGAAAAGCCAAGUGGCAAUUUUACUUAGCAACAAACAUCUUUACAGUAAUCCAAAAAAUUUUGUCCGAUUAAGUAUAUGUUCCUGGAGUACUGUAUUUUUUUUUGGAAAAGAACAUCCACAUUUCAUUUCUCAAAGAGCCUUCCGAUUUUAGAAUAAAACAAAUAUAUUCCAAGUUUUUAAAUUACUUUCCUAAUUUUUUUUUCAUAUUUUCACAAACAGGGACUUUUAAUUAGAAAACUUGAUUCUAAUGUAUUCUGAAUCAUUCGAAAUUUUCUAAAUCCUGAAUCAUUUUAAGUUUGUCGUUUUUUCAGGUCAAUUUCGUAGUCGAAGCUCUGCAAUUGAGUGAACAAUUUGGAAAAAGUUUGCAUACUCAAAAAACAAAAAAUGUUUUAGUCGUCAUGGAAGAUGCAACAUAUUUCAAUGCAAUCGAUAAAUUUCCAACAACUGAACCAGGAGUUAUUUCGGAUGAGGCAUUUCGUGUUUCAUUUGUUGAAUCAGGAAUGCGUCUUAGAAUUCAAACAAUUCAAGGUCGAACAAAGACAGCAGUUCUUAAAAAUUGUUUUAUCGAAGCUCGCGAAUCUCCAGAAUCUGGUAUUCCUGUUUUAAGCUCAGAUCCUGAAGCAAAAGAAUAUAAUAAUACAAAUGGAUUAUGGGAUCGAUUUGCAAAAUGGAUUAUAGGACUUGAUUGGAAAGGAUUUUUAGAUCUUUAA
Molecule: messenger RNA, 2608 nt
Organism: Caenorhabditis angaria
Lineage: Eukaryota; Metazoa; Nematoda; Chromadorea; Rhabditida; Rhabditidae
Source: the annotation of a GenBank genome assembly